This is a messenger RNA of Drosophila pseudoobscura, 491 nucleotides long. RefSeq names its product mitochondrial import receptor subunit TOM7 homolog. The transcript is spliced from 2 exons. The record is from RefSeq and is a predicted model, not a curated record. The coding region runs from base 123 to 308 and encodes 61 amino acids. Gene Ontology annotation, biological process: protein import into mitochondrial matrix. Gene Ontology annotation, cellular component: mitochondrial outer membrane translocase complex. Lineage: Eukaryota; Metazoa; Arthropoda; Insecta; Diptera; Drosophilidae.
UGUGCCAAGGCCUUUUGAUCGAUAGGAAUAUUUUAACACACGAUUCAUUUCAGUAAAAACCAGUGACUGGUUCGUAUCGAAAGCUAAACUCUUUUUAAAUUCAACCAAAAUUAACCAAAACGAUGAUCAAAUUACCCAAAAUACCCGAGAUUUCCGAGGACGUCAAGGAGCGUUUGGUGAUUGCUCUCGCAUAUGUCGAGAAGACUAUCCACUGGGGUUUUGUGCCUUUGGUGCUAUAUCUGGGAUACCGCAAGGGUGCAGAGCCAGGCAUGCCGCCAAUAACCCUAAUGAGCAUGUUGGGCUUCUAGAAACUGUCUCUAAGCUCAAGAUACUUCCAUACUAUAAACCUUGAACCACGAUCUAACUUACACACUUGCAUGCACUGUUAAACACACUUCAAAUUAGGAUAAAAUGCGCUUCAACCCAUUUGGAAGGGCAUUCAGUUCGUGAAAAUAAAAAAUGUAAUAUUCUUUAUUGCAAUAAGAUCUUCA